Messenger RNA from Leptosomus discolor (cuckoo roller), 1240 nucleotides. The record is from RefSeq and is a predicted model, not a curated record. Lineage: Eukaryota; Metazoa; Chordata; Aves; Leptosomiformes; Leptosomidae.
AUACUGAGUUAAGCUCAGGACUUCCAGAGGACAGCUACUCUUCGGGAGGUGAAGCCCUAGACGGUGAUGAUGAAGAUGAAACGGCGGCCCUUGGCAAUGUGGUUGAAGAGGCAUCAAGCUCCAAAGCUGGCCCAAGUGGAGGCUGGGCAGAUGCCAUGGCAAAAGUGCUCAACAAAAAGAUUCCGCAAAAUAAGUCCACCAUCUUGGCCAAGAAUAAAAAACUGGAGAAGGAGAGAGAAAAGGAAAAACAAGAAAGGCUGGAGAAGAGAAUGAAGCUUGAUAAAAAGCGGGAGUGGGAAAUGAUGUGCCGAGUGAAGCCAGAUGUUGUCAAAGACCGAGACACAGAAAGAAAUCUUCAGAGAAUUGCCACGAGAGGUGUUGUACAAUUAUUUAAUGCUGUCAGGACACACCAGAAGAACAUUGAUGAGAAGGUGAAGAAAGCUGGGAGCUCUGACAGGCAGCGCGCUAAACUGCUGUCAUCUGUUUCAAAGAAAGAUUUUAUCAAUGUUUUAAGAAACAUGGAAGGUACUAAAGGAAGCAAGAAUCCUGCUGGAAAGGCCACAAAAAGUAAACAGGGUGAAGUGAAGUCCGAAGAGGGGCCAGAAUGGAAUAUACUGCGUGAUGACUUCAUGAUGGGAGCAUCUAUGAAAGACUGGGACAAGGAAAGUGAUGGAGAGGGCAAUGCUGAACAAGGAGGUGGUCUGAAACAAGAAGAUGACAGUGACUGAGUGAAACUGAAAACCCUUCAAGAUGAUAUUUUAUCCUCUUCACUUUGUUUGGAUAAAAAGUCAGCAUUCUGUGAAUGUGCAAUGCUUGGAGGAUAUCUCUCUUUUUUUUAAAAAAAAAAAAAAAAGACUUGCACAACUUUGGAGUGUUUUCUCCUCCAUGUCAAACUUUUAUUUAACAUAGCUUCAUUUGCUAUACUGAAAUCCUGAAAUAUUUUCCAAAACAUGUAUAAUUUUCAACAUAUUUCCAAAACAUUUUGUACAGUCAAAAUAGUGGCACCUGCCCAAUGAAAGAAAGAUUUUGCCAAGGUCAUUAAAAGUUUAUACGUUAGUCAUGGCAAUUGAUGUAUUAGUGUGCCUGCGUUUCCAAAUCAGUGUUGCACUUUGAAAAGUUGUUAGCAAUUCGCAAUAGAAAUGGCUUACAAUAAACACACAAAUGCCGUCACCUUGUAAAGUUAUCGGACUCCUAUAGAGCAUUUACUACUUUGGCCAGAAAAGGGUUUGUAGAUAAUAAG